AUGCACCCAUAUUUGCAUGAAUAUUAUUUGGUAGCAAGAUUCAAAGCUGCAUAUGCUACUCCAAUUCCAGCACUUACAGAUCAGUCUCAGUGGCCUGAAGUGGACAUUGAAUUUUCCAUGUGUCCUCCCUUGACGAAAAGAAAGGCUGGCAGGCCUAAACAGAGUAGAUUCAAGGCAUGGUUUGAGAAAGGUGGGAGUAGUAAGAAGGGAAAGAAAGAUGGAAAGCCAAAAAGGGCCCAAAAAGGUAACAAAAACAGAUGCAAGUUGUGCCAGGAACUUGGGCACAGAGUGGGAUCUGUCAAAUGCCGUUACACUCCUGAUAAGCCAAAGAGGAAGCGAGCAAGUCAGCCCCUUGUUGUUGAACAGUGUUGGCCAACAAAAAAGCAAGAGUUAAUGGCGGUAGAAAGAAGAGAAGUGUGCCUGAGCCUGAGCAGACUGAAGAAAAUCUUGCUGCAGUCAACAUUCAGACUGAAGAAACUGCUCUCGAGGUUGAAACUGAACCUGAGCGUGUCGAGGUUCAGACUGAAGAAACCCAUGUUGAGGUACACACCGAAGAAACUGAAACUGCUGUCAACAUUGAGACUGAAGACACUGACCACGAGGGUGUUGGCGAGGUGUUAAAAAGACCAGUGAAGAAAACCAAGAUGAUCAGUGAACUUGUGUGUGUAGUAGAACCAAA
Messenger RNA from Aegilops tauschii subsp. strangulata, 679 nucleotides. The record is from RefSeq and is a predicted model, not a curated record. Lineage: Eukaryota; Viridiplantae; Streptophyta; Magnoliopsida; Poales; Poaceae.